Messenger RNA from Kluyveromyces lactis, 630 nucleotides. RefSeq names its product Rad59p (gene RAD59). The record is from RefSeq and is a predicted model, not a curated record. NCBI's taxonomy places the organism in Eukaryota, Fungi, Ascomycota, Saccharomycetes, Saccharomycetales, Saccharomycetaceae. Bases 1 to 630 code for a protein of 209 amino acids. The transcript has a single exon. Gene Ontology annotation, cellular component: nucleus. Gene Ontology annotation, biological process: mitotic recombination; double-strand break repair via single-strand annealing; double-strand break repair via homologous recombination.
AUGAGCCGGUAUACGGAUAUAUCAUACGAAGGAACGAGCUACACGGUAAACACCGGACUCGAUAUCAAAGAUUUUCAAAUAGAAGAGGAUUGGUAUAACAGGCCCGCGUCAGAAUGGUCUGUAAAACGAAUAGGCCAAUUGCAGGGGAAAGUGGAACAAUAUACUUAUAGAAUAUAUCAUAGCAAUAAGUACGGGAAACAUAACUUGGCGAGGUUAAUUCCAGGGCAUGUGCUAAUAAGUUUUGCAAACGAGUGUUUUGGGUAUGAUGGUUGGAGUUCGGAGGUGGAGGAAAUCACAAGUUUGGAGCACACCGAGAAUGCUGCGUCUGAGGAUAAGAGGGAAUCACAUACUGUUCUUGCAGAAGCUAGAGUCAAACUGGUGUUGAAAGAUGAUACGUACACUUUUGCAGGUGGAUUCGGAAAAUCUACCAUGCCUUUUAAAGGUGAAGCGUUUGCAAAGGCGAAAAAAGAGGCUAUCACUGAUGCCUUGAAGAAUUGUUUAUUGGGGUUCGAAAAAGUGAUUCUCGAUCAUGAGAUUAAGAUAAAACAGAACUACUAUGUGGAUGGUGUCUUCAAGGCAGAAAUGUCAAAGAUCGAAGGAAAGACCUCGAUUCCGAGAACGGUUCGAUGA